This is a messenger RNA of Solanum stenotomum, 1882 nucleotides long. RefSeq lists its product as uncharacterized. The record is from RefSeq and is a predicted model, not a curated record. NCBI's taxonomy places the organism in Eukaryota, Viridiplantae, Streptophyta, Magnoliopsida, Solanales, Solanaceae. Bases 696 to 1313 code for a protein of 205 amino acids. The transcript is spliced from 3 exons.
CACCAUUGUUAUUGUUCUAUCUUCUUACAUGUCUAGGGUUUUCAGAUCUUUCCCUCUUUCAUCACCAAACAAACCCAUUCAGGACGUGUCUGAAGUCUGCCUGCUGAUGUGUAUUAGUUCUCUGUAGACGCUGCUCAACAGUUGAAGAAUUGCACACUACGUUAAUGUUGGCCUCAAACGCUGUAUUGCACAUGAGGUUAUUGUUUUGUAGUAUUUUGCCAAUUGGGGUUUUCAAGGGGGAAUAGUUCUCUUUAGCCAUCAUAUCACUAUGUUUUGCAAGAUGAAUGGCUUAAUCUAUAUUGAGGUGCGUCUGCGGAAUUGAUAAUUUUCAGUUGAAUAUUCCUAAGUGUAUUCCUCUGAGGGUAUUUAUUCAGGUUCCCUAGGUGAUUCUGUCGUUUUAUGCUAAAUAACAGAUAAGAUUGCCAAAUACAGGUUUCUCGUGCAGACCAUGAACCCAAGACUCCUGUACUCUUCUUGGAGUAGAUAAAUUCAGGGUUUCCAUAUCUCCCGAGUUAAAUUGAUGUCUAAGUAAGCAUUUUGUUGUUUGAUUCACUAUCUGAGAUGGUUAAGACAUCAUAUAUUUGUACUGUUCUGUGAGGUUGUUCCUUGGAAUAAACAACUAUUUCACCGUGUGAAGAAGUUUGUCUGUAAAUGCUGGUUUCUUGUUAGUUUGAACCGAUAAUUGAACUUCAAGAAUGGAUGUUCCUGUGAAGAAACCUCAGGUUAAUGGGCCGAAAACCUUAAUCAGUGAUGACAUUUUGGCUAAGAGGCUAAAAAAUCGGGAGCGUCAACGCAGAUAUAGAGAAAGGAAACGUCUUAAAGCUGAUAAUAUGAAGGUGUUGGGCACAAACCAACUAGUUUCAUUGCCAGUGGGGGUGCCCAUGAUUGUUUCUCCCCGGGAUAGUACACUGCUGGUGAAUGUCGCUCCUCUGGACUCUUCGGUUCCAGUGGAAGUUGCUCCGCUGGACACUUCAAUGCCAGUGAAUGUUGCUCCCCGGGCAUAUGUAAAGCCAGUGGAUGUUUCUUCCCGAGAGUCUGUCACCCGUGUUUACUCCGGGCGAAAUUGGAAAAGGGAUGCCCGAAAGGCCCAUGUUGCCAGGCAGAAUGAAGUUAGUACUAAUAAUAUGGUUUCAUCAGAUUUAGCUUCAACUGGUGGAGGUCAAGCAACAUUAUUACCCCACGUUGAACAGUCAGAUGUCGCAAUGAGUAAUGUUAUUUCUUCACCUGUGACUGCAUCGGAAAAUCACGGAACACCCAAAUCUAUUCCCAGCAGAAGAAAUUGGAAAGCAGAAGCUAGAAAUAAGAAGAGCUGAAAUUGUUGACAAUAAGUUAAGGUCAAGUAUGUCACUGAACAUUAUCAAUUGUUAGCAGCCUUGUUGCAAUAUCAUUAUGUACAACAUUGGAAGGACGGAUGAACUUCGGAUGAUAUUAUAUCGGAUGCCCGACUUACAUGGCUCUUAAUUUUUUGCUUCUGUUCAAACAAGUGAGAAGAUCCUGACCAUUGCUAAUGUCCAGGUUUUGUCAGGUAUGAAAUUUAGGUUUUAGAGUAACUUUAGGAUACUUUUUUUCUGCUAGAACUUUAGUGGUUGGGACUUACUUUCUUCCAACGAAACGAAUCUUCAUAUGUUUCAUGAGACUCUUGACCAUGUGUUUCUGUACAUAUCUGUUGUAUGUGGAUAACUCCACUUGUGGGAUUACACUAGAUAUGUUGUUUUUUGUAUCUGUUGUAUGUGGAUCGAUCAUCCCUAGUCCGAUUUGUCAUUCAAGAAGAAACUAUCUUUCAUGAUUUGUUGCAUUCUUUGGUUAUCUGUUCAAGAAACAUUUCAGAGUUUGAAUUUUGCAUAUGGUUCUGAGUUUGAUUAAGGGAAGUAUUUAUUGAUUA